ACAAAACUUAUAAACGUUAAAACUUUUCCUGUGGAAUAAAUCAUUCCGGAUUUGAUAAAAGUCUUAGUAUUUUUUAUUUCACUAUCGUAAAAUAAAAAGCAUACACAUAGAAUUAGUUACAAAAUACCUAAGAAUUCUAUUUAUAUAAGAUUUACAAAGAAAAAGCUGUCAGGUUGUUUUUGUUUAAACUUUUUAAUCAUUUCCGGUGGUUCACAUCGUAUCCAUGCGACGUCAUUAUUUACGUUCCGGUUUGAACGAUGAGAAGAUAAUCGCGGAAGGUACUCGUUAAACAAUGCUGAUAUUCAAUACUAUUGUGUUUAGUAGCUUAAAGGUAUUGUUAGAUAUUUGAGAUGGCAUUGCGAAGUGCACAGGAGGUGAACAACAAUGGAUAGUUAAGCAUUAACGAUUCGUUAAAAUAAGAUAUUGGAUUAUUGUGAGAAACUUGAAAAAUGCCAGCAGCCAACAGAAAUAAUCCUUGGCGAAUUCAGCCCAAGCCAGUUCCUGUACCCUAUGACAAGACUGCAAAAAUAGCAGCAAGGAGCUUGGCAUCAUACAAAACACAGGUGCCCUCUCCUCACGAUGCAAGAGAAGAAAAGUAUAGACGUCGCCAAUCUCAGCUCACAUCUCAGGGUUACUUUGCCGCUCAAAAUGUGCCAUAUAAGGGACUGGGUGAUCCUUUUUACUUAGAUGAGCAGAGGAUGAUUCUCCAUGCUCUGGGACAAUGGGAUGCUCCAAAUUUGUCCACUCAUGGAGAAAGUAAAAAAUACGAUGAGGAGACGAGCAGUAGCAGUGAUGAGGAUGAGUACGAUAUUUCAGCUGAACUCCAGCAGCAGAAACGACAACAGGUGUCGGCAACAUCAUUUGUUCUCAGAAGGUCAAAAACAGACAUGAACACUUUACAAAGGGAGGUCAUCCAUGGAAGGAACAUGGUUCGCAACGUCAAACUUGGCCAUGGACUUUUUGAUCUAAUAAAAACUGAGCAAGCAGCUAAACAACAGUCAGAGAAUGAGAUGAACAAGAUGAAGGCUGAACAGAUGAAGAACCAAUGGCAGCCUCCCAAACUAGACUCCUCAUCUGAGGAAUCGGAGGAGGAGAUUGAGGAUGAUGUAGAAUUAUCCAGCUUCAUGAAACAUUCAGAUGUAAGAGAAACUACUGACGACGAGGAACAAAAGUCUGAGGAUGAGUCCCCCGACACCAGGGGGAGGGUCUCUUUUAUUCGCCAACAAGAGGAUGAGGAGUCAGAGUUAGGGGUCUCCCGGUCCUUGGCCACCACCCCGAGGUCCCCGGGGAGGAGGAAAAAGAUCAAGGCCCCCCGUCCCUACACCCCACAGCACACCAACAUUAUGGAGGCCAAAGAAAAUACUGCUAAAGAUGCAUUUUUCCGCCAACUUUGUGCUUUACACUGGAUCCUCGAAGCAAUGGCUCUACAUGCCAGAACAGGGGGAGAUAACUCUAUUACAAUGUCUCCCAUUACAUCGAGUUGGAAGCUAAAUGAAAUAGGAGGCACAAAAACUUACCCAAGAGACCAUGAGGGUAUGACCUGGAAGGAGUUGAUUCACCUUGAAAUAUCUCCCAAGGCCCCAGCAAUCAAGAGAAAGAGCACCAGAGUGGGUACAAUAAAGAGGCCCCCAGGGGGCCACAGAAAUAGUGUGUUCUCUAACUUCCUGGGAAUGGCCAAUGUCUCGGGAUCCACCAAUUUACGAGUGAGCAGCUCCCUAGAUAACAGUGUGGAUGAGAGUCUGGGAUCCACAUCUAAAGUGGAUGGAAAGGAGGAAGAGGACGAUGGGAAAUAUGUCAGUAUAUUCAAGUACCUUAAUGAGGACAUCUCCACUAAACUAUAUGAGGAUGAUGAAUCUCAAGAACCUGUUGGUCCAGUGAAAGUUAGGAGGGAGCGCAAAAAAGAAAAAAGGGGUCAGGAUGGAGAACAUUCACACAAGAAAUCCCCAAGAAAAUCAGCUGAUCCAGGGAGUGAGCGUGGGAGGUCUGCAGAAAGAGGGCGCUCUGCUAGUCAUCAGCGCGAGUCGUCUCGCUCAAACAGAGCCGAUUCUGCAGUUAUACGACCUAAAAGUUCCCCACAGCUGAUAGAGUUCCAGAACAACAGAGCUAGCACUAAAUACCAGAAUGUUGUUGGUGAGAUGCACAUGAAAUUUCAGGAGAGAAAAGAGGAUUCUGCUAUACAGUUACAUGAACAGUUAGAGCAGUUAGAAAAACAGAGGUUUGUAGUAUGUCAAAACAAAUUUCUGGCCAUUAAUUCUCAACUGAAAGGAAGCAGCUUUCACAGAGCUGUUCAGGAGAUGAGAGAGAGGAGCAAUCGAAUGUUUACUCGCCCCAACGAAGAACUUCUGAAGAAAAAACAAGAGGAAGGUUCAAAAGGAAACUGGUAUGCAGAGUUGUUGGCAAAUUCUCCAGAUGAGCUGAGAGAGGAAUGGUACUACAAAGUGAUCAUGAAGAAACUCGCCAAAUAUGGACUGAUUGAAGGAGCUGGUCAGCAACUCAGCAAGAGGACAUUUUUCAAAGUCUUGGAAAGGCUUCGCGAGUGGGAAAUCUGCAGCCCUGACAUCUGUGCUGCCAUUGAGUUCUGUCGUGAGAAGAUCGUCGAAAUGACAGUGGAGGAUUUUGAGGAGUGGUUCUCGCAACAGUUCCCGAAAAUUCAGCGACCCCAAACGGCCCCUGUGGGUAAAAAGAAGAGCAGGGGUGGAGACAACCUACAGGUGGCUCUCCAGGAGAGAUUCCCUAGUGCUUACUCAAGUCGUGCCAAGAGUGGAUUCCGCCCCCGCGGACAGAGAAGUAAGAGCGGCUACGCCUUUUCUGGGCGGCCAUUAUCUUCAUCGACCACAGUCACUGUGGCAAACCCAGUGAUAAAAGUGAGACCAAUGUCAAUGAGAUAAAUUGACCUAUAUAUAGCUUUAACAUCCAUUAAAUUGGUGAUUGAUACUGAAUUUUAAGUGUAGCCAUUUCGCUUUCUGUCAACCUCAACCUUUGAUAUUUCUUUGAAUCUGAACUCUAUAACCGGAAGUUAAAAUAGAAGUGGAAUAUAAACCAUCUUUUCUUAAAAAGGUUUAUUGAUGUUGUAUAAGAUGUAUAGACUGUGAUAGCUAAUUUUCAUGUUCAACUGUGAUUACGGCUUCUGUCUGUGAUGUUGCUCAAGUUUAUAAUUGUCUCCACAAAUAUUAUAUAUAUGGUUGUGAUAUAUUUAUCAGCAUUCACAGAAAGAGUUAUACAUAAGCUUUAUUAUAUUUAAGAUUUUGCUACAAUGUAUAUACCAUUAUUGAUAAAGUGGUGCUUGCAGUUGCUUUUAACUCCAAAGCUUUAAAAUUACCAAAUUGAUAAAAUAUCUGUUGAUAAACUGAUUUUUGACAUCAAAGAUGCGGUCACAUGACAAAUUCAUAUGUUACACCUAUAGCUAGCUGUCUCACCAUAGAAAAAAAUAUUGCAGCUUCGAAACAGGGUAAUAUGUACCAAAACCUUUAACCAUUGUAUAUAAUCCCUUGUAUGCCUUAAUUAGAAUUCAUCCUACUUGAAUUCUAACAAGAAUAUUUGAGUCCCCAUAGUGAUUUAAAAAAUUAAAUUUGAUUGAAAUGUUCAACUCAGGGCAGAGAAUUCUCCCAUUGUUACACAUCAACCAAUUUUUCUGACCACCAGUUAAUAAUUUAUAUAUAAUUAAUGUCAUGAACACAAUGUCAUGGUUUUUUCAUUGUAGUGCUAAUAUAAUUUAGUCUGCACUAUGUGCAGUGGUUUUCUCUUUCUUGUUUCUAGGGUGGACCCUUAAAGGAAUUUUUUUAAAUCAGAAACUAUUUUCUAUAACCAUAUUAUAUAACACAAAAUAUCUAUAUAUAGGACUGGUUCAAAAAGAUAUAUACACAGUCAAACUUCGUCAUCUCAAACUAGAUGGGACUGUUAAAAAACUUUGAGAAAUCCGAGUACUCGAAAUAUUGAGGGUAAAAUACCAGAACUUAAAAAAUAAUUGGUUGGGACUUACUAAUCACUUCGACAUAUCCGUUGUAUUCGUGAUAUCAAUGUUCAAGAUACUGAAGUUCAACUGUAUUAUAUAACUAUGAUUGUGUAGGAAUAUAUUGAUUAAAAGGAUCUAUAUAACACUUAUGAUCAUUAUAUAUAUACUUCGUCUGUUUACUGGAAACAUUCGCUCUUGUAUUAUGUUUGCCCCUUUCGCCCUCGUUGUCUUUGAGCAAAUUUUAGACUUGGCAAAUUCCAAUGUCUCAGAGUAUUUAAUUUUCUUUGAACACAACUGUGUCUGUGCGAAUUCAAAACCGGGCAAAUCUGUUUGCAAAGGGCAAAAAUUACAUGAGGUGAAAAUAACUUGUAUACAGUAGAUUUUCAGUGUGAACUUGAGUACAGUAGUAUGCCAUUAUAUCUGGCUUUGUUGUAAGUUUGGUUGUAAGAACAUUUUAUGACACACAUUAUAUAACAUUUUUGUAUGUAUGUUUUUGUGUUGCAGACGAUUUUAAAAGAUGAUCAGGUAAUUUAGUCAAGUUUUGUCCUGACACAUGUAUCUAGAUCACUAGUGUGGCUCGGUGUGUUCAGAGUGUGCCACGGAAAGCUUACUUUGGCAUUUGCAUAAUAUUUUUUCUCGUUCUUUUUUUUUUUAUUUGGUCACUAUGCAAAUUAUCGUAAAAUCUCACACACUUUAUUAUUACAUGUACAUACACGUUAAUUAAUAUUUUUCCUCGACACAACCAUAAAACCAUAAAAUGUAUAGCACCUUAAAAUUAUAUGUAACUACAUUUAAUGUGUGAAUGGAAUAAGAAUAUACAUUACCUAACUAUUUUUGUUUAAUUCUAUUGGUCAGUGUGUCAAUUUAACAUUUUACUUCCAUACAUGCACAUGUAUAAUACACAUGUACAGGGUGACAACAACUGUUUAUUUCAUUCAUUAUAUUUAAAUAAGAACAACCAUAAGUAAUUACUUUAGAUCUCUUAAUCAAUGAAAUCCCAAUGUCAAAAAUAAAUCCAAUGUCAUUUUGUGUUUGAAGAUUUUGAAGUAAUUUAAGGGAUUCGUGAAUAGAAUUAAGAAUACAAUAAGGUUAAAAGAAUACAUAUAAAUGAACAUGCAGGUUUAUCUUUAUCAAGACUCGGAUUAAAAUGCUUCAUGCAUUAUGCCAGCUAGCACCAAGUGACAUAUUAAAACACUGUUCUAAAUCUUAAAAGAAUUUUUGUGUCAGGAAUUUCUUCAUUCAGUGGCAUUAAUUUUGCUAGAUUUGUUUAUAUUUUUUUCAAUUUUCCUUUUACUUGUCUUUUCUUCUUUAGAUUUCAGUUAUGUUUAAUUUUUUUUCUUUGUAAUGUCUAGUUAUGGUACAUGAUUAAAUUAUAUUUUUCAUUGUUUAAAAUUUAAAAUUGUAACAUUUAUUUCUUAAUUUAAAGUACUAAUUCUCUUAAGUAAGUACUGUAUGGUCAUAGGGAAUUUUGGAUUUUGGGAAUUUCUUUUUUUGGUAAUUAUUUCAUGAUUAUGUAACUUCAUUGAAUCAGACAUGACUAUUUAUACCAAACAGUGACUGAUGACUCAGAAUGUCUUUUUUAAUUGCAAUAUAUUCAUCAAUCUUAUGGUAACUUUGAUUGUGCAUAAGUCAUUAAACUUAAUUGAAAAUUAUUUUAAGAUGUAAGAAUUAUAUAUACCAGUAUAUGUACAUUGAGAAGGGUUCAAAUUUUGAGGGCAAAAAAUUCUAAGAAAAAGAGAAUAGUUGGGACUUCAGACUUUCUUUGAUAUUUGCAUGGUACAUGAAUGUUUAUAGUUAAGAAAAAGUACUGGGGGUAUUGAUGUCAAAUUGAUGUCUACCAUACUUCUGAUCUGGAAGAUAUAUGUAGUGCAGCAUGGGAGGAUGCAGAAAUUUUUUUCCAGGAGGGUCCUAGGGAUAAUUAUGAGUUUUCCACGGGGUUGGGCAUAUUAUCAGUAAAUUUAAGAGAUUUGAAUUUUCCAAGGCCAAGGGGGGGGGGGGGGGGGUUCCAGAGCCCUCCCCCUUCUAGAUCCGCUCAUAGUUUAGUGUAGAGUGCUAGAUCAUCAAAAUUCUUACUGCUCUAAAUUUGACCUUGACCUGACCUUGACCUGACUUUUAACUUCAAGAUGUUUAGCUGUAGUACAAAUGUACUAUCUGACCAAUUAUAAAUACCAGUAGAAGUCACAAAUCCUUUUUAUUUUAUGAUCUGAAUUCAAGAAAAGCAUUAUAUUUUGAAAUCAUAAUAUAAAUUUAAAGCAUUCCAUUUCAUAUAUAACUUAAAAAUAGUCAGCUUUCCUCAUCUUAAAUUCUUUAAAUGUUAACCUUUUGAUUACAUGUGUUUAGAUGAAUAAGGUUGAAUAUUCAGAUCCAGAAUUAUAGUUUUUACUAUAAUACUUCUCUUUUUGCAUACAGCUCCAGGUUCGGAUGACUUAAAUAAAGUCUGAAUUUAAACAGAACAGUGCCACAUGAAGUGUCUACUCAAAUCUAAAUCGAAAGCCUUCCCUUGUACUCUUCUGCACAGCCAAUACUUUAUGUUUAGAAUAUAUAUUGAAAUUAAAAUUUUAUUAGUUUGUGGUAAUUCUCAUUCAUUACAAUAACACUUGAAAUUCUGUACAAUUAACGUAAUUUUCUCCUACCACACCCAUUCAGUUGAUGCCCCUUCUAUUUAGACAGAAAAACCAUGACAAUUUUUUUUAACUUACAUUUGGUGUAAAUGUAUAUGUACAUGUAUGUAUUGUAUGUGAUAUAUGUAAAACAUGUGUAUUAAUCUGUGAUUAUAGGCUAUUAAGGUGUACUAGUACACUGCUAUUACUCUUUGUUGUACAAGUAAUGAUUGUUCCAAACCAAAGGAUAUAGUGCAUAUGUAUUAUACAAUAGUUUAUAAAAAUGUUUUUAUCUAUAUUUGUUCAAGAUGGUUGCGUUAAUACCAUGUCCCUUUCAUGGGAUGUUUUAAGAUAUUGAGGAAUAAAGUUGUUAAAAGGUUAA
Messenger RNA from Magallana angulata, 6934 nucleotides. RefSeq names its product coiled-coil domain-containing protein 60-like. The transcript is spliced from 19 exons. The coding region runs from base 450 to 2888 and encodes 812 amino acids. The record is from RefSeq and is a predicted model, not a curated record. Lineage: Eukaryota; Metazoa; Mollusca; Bivalvia; Ostreida; Ostreidae.